Brienomyrus brachyistius is the source of this 2419-nucleotide messenger RNA. RefSeq names its product coiled-coil domain containing 50a (gene ccdc50a). Gene Ontology annotation, cellular component: cytoplasm. Gene Ontology annotation, molecular function: ubiquitin protein ligase binding. Lineage: Eukaryota; Metazoa; Chordata; Actinopteri; Osteoglossiformes; Mormyridae. Bases 201 to 1523 code for a protein of 440 amino acids. The transcript has 12 exons. The record is from RefSeq and is a predicted model, not a curated record.
CCCGUAGCGAAGGAGAAUCGAGAAUCAUAACUCACACAUAAAGUGCAAAAGUGGGAGGGACGGAGAGACAAAUCUGUUAGUGGCGCAUUGGUCCCUGCAAUUAAUCAAACACGUUUUUUUUAAAAAUAAAACAGCAAUCGCUGGCAAAUUUUCUUGAGAAAAUACAAUUCAGGACGAGCAGUUCUCUAAGUACUCCCAGUAUGGCUGAUUAUAUCGAUCAGAAUAGUUUACCUGGAGUUAAAGAAGUAUGCCGGGACUUUGCCUUGUUGGAGGAUCACUCGCUGGCGCAGAGUCUCCAGGACCAGGAGAUCGAGAGCCACUUGGCUUCCAACGUGCACAGGAGCCGGCUGAUGCAGCAGGACCUGCGGGUUGCCAGGCACCUGCAGGAGGAGGAGAAUCUGCGAGCCAGCAUUCGAAGGCGGCAGGACCACAGGGCCAUAGAGUGUCGUGACAAUGAAAUGGCCAAGGAGAUUCAGGAGGAUCUGGUGAAGCAGGCCUGGCAGCUGCGGCACCUGGAAGAGAAGGACGAGGCCUUUGCUCGCAAGCUCCAGGAAAAGGAGAUGAAGGAGCAACGGAGGAGGAAGAAGCAGAAGGAGCCUAUCAUUGAGGAGGAGUUCUACGAGGACCAAGCUAGCUGGGAUAGGCAUGGAUCCAGCCGGUUCAGGUCCACAAGGCAGCAGCCAUCUCUGGAUGCUGAGGCGGUACGGAAGGAGAAACCGUCGCGGCCUCCGCCACCGCAGUGGGACAGGGGCAAGGAAGCGGGCAGGGUGGCCCACCUUGGAGACUGGGACAGGAGCCCGACUAAAGAAUUAGCACCUAAUAAAUACCCCUUGAUGGAUGAAGAAGGAGCAGCUCCUAGCCGAGCGUAUGACGAAUGGGAGGGGCCUUCUGUCAGCCACAGCAGACAAACCCAAAGACAGAUGUCCAAGUACCACCAAUCAAAUCCAGUACAGGGGGGAAGAGAAGACCCCUGGGAGCCCCAGCAGGAGCUUGCCCUGUCUGAUCCUACCUCUCCAGAGGGCAGGUUCCCAAACCUUCCCCCUAGAGAUCCAGACAGUAAUGAGCAAGCACAUUAUAACAUCAUGGAGGUGACCCAGGGCUUGGAUGACCUUGAUGUUCAAGAGGUGCGAGACAUGGAGGUGGCCAGAAGGAUACAGGAAGAGGAACUGAUGGUGAAGGCAAGUCGGGCUGAUAAACAGGCAGCUCAGGUGGCACAAGAUGAGGAAAUCGCUUGGUUAAUAAUGGAGGAAGAAAAGCAGAAAUACAAGAAAUGCAAGAAUCGGGAUAAAAGACUCUCAAAGAAAGACAGGAAGCUGCAACAGGAGGAUUGGAUGCCAUUGGUGCAGGAAGAAUCUGAACACCGGAAAUCACAGAAACAGAGGCCUGAGAGACCACCUGCUCCUGUACUCAACUGCGAGUACAUGGAGUCUAUCUCCUCCUACCCCAGGCCCACAUACUCCUCCCAGGCGCCCGCCAGACCUCCAACUCGAUCGUCAUUUAAAGGUCUCUUUAAGAGGCAGUGACCCUGGAUAACUGCGGUUAUUUUUUCUUUUUCUCUCUUUUUUUUUUAAUGAGUUGGUGGCAUGUUCAUUUUUUUUUAUUAUUUUAUUUAUUUGUUGCCCUUUGUCAAAUGACAGUGGACCUCCCCCAAGAAGCUCUGAUUUCCAAAGACCUCAGAUGAUGGCAGUGUGAUGGAUUCCGACGGCAUCAGAAGGCAACGGCAGCUCAGAUUCUGGGGAUGAAGCACUUUUUGGUGCUGGUCUGCGGUAAAACGCCUGCAUGCCUGAGUACAGCUUUAUGGGUGAAUUUUUUUUAUUUUAAUUUUUUUCCUUCUUCCACCCUUGGCCUCCAUUUGAGGAAGUACAGCACAGCGGGCCUCGCUGUCAUUAAGUUCCUCAGGACUGUUUGGCCGCUUUCCCCACCCCAAAGAACAAUACAAUAAACAUGUUUGUACAUGUGUGAACAUGCUGUGGUACUUCGGUUGACAACGUGGACUUAUGGUUACAGAGAAUCUGAAGAUCUCCUCUUACGAUGUCCCCGAUAGUCACCAGAUAUAACACAGUAUUCUGGGAAAGGCCUGUCAGUACUGCGACAUGUGUUUUCAUGUGACCUUUGACAAGACAUCCCAGAAUAUUAGUGUCUGGAAUGUAUUCCGGCUGUAAAAAAUGUGAAUGUGUAUCUCUCAUACCUUUAUACCUACAAAGGGAUCAGGGUCUCAGUCUUUUGUAUAGUUUUUUUUUUCCCGUGAUGGUCAAAUUUACUGUGUAUUUAAAAUAUUUCUGACUGUGCAGUUGCUGCAGUGCCUUUUUAUAACCUACCGUACAUCCAUUACUUGGGACUGUUUAUAGUGAUCAAGUUUAAGCAAGUGUAUGGGACCAAGUACAGACGCUCUCUCAGAUUAAACUGCUUUUCAACUUUU